AUGGUAGCCAAGGGCUGGCAGCAGCUCCGGGGGGCAGAGCCCUUUACACUUACCCCCGCAGGGGGGGGGAGCGGGGCCGGUGGGCGAGGGGCUAACCGCGGGGCUUCACCGCGCUCCGGCUGCUUCCAGGAGGAGGAGGAGGUGGUCCCGCUCAAGAAGGAGAAAACUCAUUUCACCGUCCGGCUGACGGAGAUGAAGGCCACUGACAAGGUGAAGCUGAUCAAGGAGGUGAAGAAUUUCGUGCCGGGAGUGAACCUCGUGCAGGCAAAGAAGCUGGUGGAGUCCCUUCCGCAGGAGAUCAAGGCGAACGCCUCCAAGGAGGAAGCAGAGAAGAUCAAAGCAGCGCUAGAGGCAGCAGGAGGGACUGUUGUUCUGGAGUAGUCCCGCCCUGGAGAGACUGGUGCUGCAGCUGCUGCCCAAGCCGGGCUCCGGACCCUUCCGAGUGCGUGUGGCACAGCGGGAGCUCGCUCCCAAAGAGUGCUGUGUGCUUUGGUGGAGCUGCUGCUUCCUGCCGUCACCAUGAACUCUACCUUAUAAAUAUAAAAAAAAAACUGUCAAAUGA
Messenger RNA from Ficedula albicollis (Collared flycatcher), 562 nucleotides. RefSeq names its product mitochondrial ribosomal protein L12 (gene MRPL12). NCBI's taxonomy places the organism in Eukaryota, Metazoa, Chordata, Aves, Passeriformes, Muscicapidae. The record is from RefSeq and is a predicted model, not a curated record. Gene Ontology annotation, cellular component: ribosome; mitochondrial large ribosomal subunit. Gene Ontology annotation, molecular function: structural constituent of ribosome. The coding region runs from base 1 to 381 and encodes 126 amino acids. The transcript is spliced from 3 exons. Gene Ontology annotation, biological process: translation; mitochondrial transcription.